Drosophila novamexicana is the source of this 3491-nucleotide messenger RNA. RefSeq names its product aspartyl/asparaginyl beta-hydroxylase (gene Asph). Gene Ontology annotation, cellular component: endoplasmic reticulum. Gene Ontology annotation, biological process: peptidyl-aspartic acid hydroxylation. The transcript has 17 exons. NCBI's taxonomy places the organism in Eukaryota, Metazoa, Arthropoda, Insecta, Diptera, Drosophilidae. Gene Ontology annotation, molecular function: peptidyl-aspartic acid 3-dioxygenase activity; protein binding. The coding region runs from base 115 to 3255 and encodes 1046 amino acids. The record is from RefSeq and is a predicted model, not a curated record.
GAGCUGUUCGCCGUUUCGGUUUCGGCAGCAAAGCAGCAAAGCAGAAAGGCCAAAAGCAAAACAUACCGUGGUACUGAAAUCAAAUACGGCCAGCAAAUUGGCAACUAGUUGAAUAUGUCGGGCGAUGUACAGCCGCGAAAGCGUAAGGAUAAGCGCAAAAAACGUGAUGAACGCAAAUCUGACGGCGAUGUCAGCGUAUUGCGCCAGCCCAGCUUUCAAGAUGACGAAGAUUCGUCUUCCCAUGGCGUGCACAUCACAAAGAUGGGAAACGAUGAUGUGCACCUGCACGUGCAGCAGCAGCACGGCACGGGCGGACACUGGUGCGCCAAGAUUAUAUUCUUCUCCCUAAUGGCUGUGCUCUUGGGCCUCGUCGGUCUCAUCAUUAUGGAGAAUCGUGGCCUCGAGGAUUUGGACACGCCCUUGUCGGAAUCCCGGUACUCCAACUAUUUUGAUGGUUGGGUAGAGGAGCAUCGCCAGGAGGAACACGAUGCCCAUCACUCGCCCGAGGCAGCUCUCGAUGAACACGAUGAUGAACACGACGAUGAACCAGAUGAGGCAUAUGAUCAGCAUUCGGGCGAAGAGGAGGAGGAUCAUGAAGCUGACGAAGAAGAGGAAGAGGAUGAGAAUACUGGCGCUGAAAAUGUAACAGCUGAAGAUGAUGAGGAUGAAAAUGAUGAGGAUGAGGAUCUGGAUGAAGAGACUGAAGCAUCCGUUGAGCCAACACAGUCAGUGGCAGAUGAUGCGGAUGAGGACGACGAGGAGGAGGAGGACGCAGACGAUGAGGUCGAGGAGUCAAGUGAGCCACCUGUUUCCAGAUCCAGAGCUCAGAGCGCACCCGAAACAGUUGAAGAAGACGAUGACGAUGAUAUUGAAGAGGCGGAAGAAGAUGAGGACGCCGACGAGGAAGAGCUGGAAGAGUCCAUUGAGCCAACCAUUUCACAAUCUCAGGCUCAAAGUGCCCCUGAAACGGCUGACGAUGACAAUGACGAUGAUGAUGAUGAGGAUGCUGCUGAGGAGGAUGAAGAGCCUCAAGAGUCCCUAGAAACAGCUCAACAAAGUGCGCCAGGCGUUGACGACGACGAUGAUGAUGAGGAUUUUGAACAGGAUGACAACGACGCGGAUGAAUUUGAAUCCCUCGAUCAGGAGGUCGACAACGAGGCUGAGGAGCGUCAACGUCAAGCGGCUGCCGAGGCGAGAGCCAAGCAGGCCAAGCAGGAUCAGGCUCCAGAGGACAACGCAGAGACAGUCACAACCGCAUCCUGGCUGGGUUCACUUGCCGUUAAAUUUGGCGUUGGCAUUGCACUUGCCCUUGUUUCACGCCUUGUAUUGAUACGGAAAAAUCCAAAUACAACUGAGGAUCAGCCCUCGCCGGAGAUGAAUUUGAGACGUCGACUGACAAUUGCCACCGCCGAGGAUAACCUGCCCGACGAUGGGGAGGAGCUGCCGCCGCUUGAUGAUGAGGAAUAUUCCGAAGAGGAGAUCGAAAUCGAGGAGGAAAUCGAAGUGGAGAUUAGCGAUAUGGAGGAAAGCGAUGAUAAUGUGGCGAUCACGGCCAGCUAUGUGCCGGAAACCUUCGAGCAGCUGAGCGCCAUGUUUAGGCCCAAAACUGAGUCGAAGACAAGCGAAGCAACCGAAACGUUGGCAGCUAAAGAACCGGAACCGGAACCAACGACAGCUGAACUGGAACCGACAGCUGAGCUGGAACCAGAGGCAACGACAGCCACGGACAUUUAUGUGGAGUACGAAGAUGGCGAUAUCGAAGAUUACGAACACGAUGAAAGCGACGACGAAUUGAUCAGCGACGAGGAGGAAGACGAGAUUUCAGAUGUGGACGAUGCCGAACUGAUGAGCAGAUUGGAAGCCAAAUAUGGCCGACUGCCGGCCAAGGAGUACGAAAGCGAUCCAGACUCCGAUGAUCCGACCUGGACACAAAUAAAACCCAAGCUACCAACUGGCGCCAAGUCCGUGGAGGAUGAACUGUUCGAGCAGCAGCUGCGUCAGGCCAAUACCGAAAUGAUAAAUGAGAACUAUGCGAAAGCUCUGCGCGAUUUUAACACGCUCACACACACACACGCACACAAGCCGGCGGCUCAUCUGCAUCGGGCGCGAGCGCUGGAGCGCAUCGCCAAGCUGCGCCAGAGCAAUCAGCUGCUCCUCGAUGCCAUCGAAUCCUACAAGCGUUAUCUGGCCUUCGAGGAGCUAAUCGCCAGCGACGACGACAGCGACUAUCGUGCCGCUGGCGAGCGUUGCAUCCAGCAUCUGCGAUUUCUGGGUCGCACACAGCAGGCGGUUGGCAUACACGAGCAGCUGCUGGCGCGUUAUCCGGACGAGGCGCAGCUGCGCAAUGAGCUCUCGCUCACCCAUCUGAUGUCCAAUAACUUGGUUGGGCUGCAGCAGGUGGCAGCUGAGACACUCGAGCGCUGGCCGCGUGAUCCACAGGCGCAGCUGCACUUUGGCCUGGCGCUCAAGCAGCUCGGGGGCGACUAUGCCGGCGCCUUGCCCUAUUUGCAGCGGGCCAUUGACUCUGGUGCGGCGGGCACACAGGAGCCGUAUUUCUAUAUGGCGCUGGGCGAGACACUGCAGCGUCUGGGCAGGCAGACGCAGGCGCUCCAGCUGUAUCGGCGCGGCGCGAACAAGGGCUUCUUUGCCAGCGUCUAUCAACGCUCGCUGUACAAUGUGCCCGGGCUGCGUGCACAGCCCUUCUGGCAGCCCGCGGAGACCGGCCAGGCCGGCCAGCUGGAGCAACUGCAGCGCAACUGGCGUGCCAUACGCGCCGAGGCGCUGUCGCUGCUCGGCGGCCAGGGCAACUUUCAGCUGGAGGCGGAACAGCUGCGCGACACGGGCAACUGGCAGCAGUUCGAGCUCUAUGCCCGCGGCCAGCGUCUGGCAAGGAACUGUCAGCGGGCGCCUGUCACCUGUGCGCUGCUCGACAGGUUUCCGGCCGCCAGCAGCUGUCGCCGUGGCCAGAUCAAGUUCAGCGCCAUGCAGGCACAGACUCACGUCUGGCCACACUGCGGACCCACAAACUGCAGACUGCGUGCCCAUCUCACGCUGGUCGCGCCUGAGCCACAGUUGACCAGUUUGCGCGUGGCCGAGCAUCAGCGCACCUGGCACGAGGGCGACUUGUUCAUCUUUGACGAUAGCUUCGAGCACGAGGUCUGGCACAACGGAACCCAGCUACGUUUGGUGCUCAUUGUGGACCUUUGGCAUCCCGACUUGAGUGCAGCGCAGCGACGCAGCCUGACGCCCAUUUAACUCCCAUCUCUAGACAUAGUAUAUAUAUGCUUUUGUUAGUUCAUUCACAUAGAUCUAUUUGUAACUCGUAGCUGAUAAGUUUCUUUUGUAUGAAUGCGUGUUUAGCUGUAAUCGCAAACUUUGUAUUAAGUCUAUAAUUAGUGGGUGCUUGGUUGGCGGCGUUUUUACUCUAAACCAAAUAAACAAGUAAGAGGUUCUAGUCGGGAGCUCCCGACUCGAAGAUACCCUGAACUCUC